GUUGGGGGCAGGGGGGAGGUUCCAUGACAGUUGGGGGAGUUCCAGGAGGUUGAGACGUUGGCCAUGGACUCAUCCUCCGUCCUAGCUCCACCCUCUUCCUGGGAGGAAGAUCGCAAGUUCGUCCUGCGGGCCUGGUGUCUCAUCUUCAGCAUCCUCGCGACCCUGAUGGCGCUCACCAUGAUGGACGGGCGUAUGGCCUACAUGCAGGGCUCUCACACUGGCUAUGUGGGCAUCUGGAUUGACUGCAGGAAGCACCAGUGUGCCAUCCCGGGCCAAGUCACCGUUCUCAUCCACAUGAGCAUGGGCUGCAUGAUGCUGGCCCUGAUGCUGUGUCUGGUCCUCCUCCUCACCAUGGGCAUCUCCUUCUGGCCAGUCUUCCGCCGCCUUAACAAGAUCGACCUUGUCUUCAGUUCCCUCAGCUUCAGCGUUGGGUUCCUGAUUGUCCUCAGCCUCACGCUCUUUGUAGUCAACUGCGAGACACUGCGCCCGAGGCCACAGGUAUCCUACCUGGUGACCACCUACCUGUGCUGGGGCGCUGCCGCCCUGAUGCUGUGGGCCGGCACGCUGAGCUACCUAAACCAAGUGGGCAUGUGGAGCAAAGGGACGUACAGCCGGGAGCGGUGGGUGAGCCGCCGGCGGGUCACGACCCAGAGCACCCCAAGGCACGUAUCCGACCAGCAGUCAGACGCAGACCCCUAGCACACCGUGGACCUGCCCAAUUCACUCACCCCCCCAGGUUCCCCCCCAAGCCUCUCUAAGCAAUUGCACUCGAGCUUCUCGGAUCAUCUUGGCCACGAGUCCAGCAUUACACCUCCCUUGGGGCCCGCUCUCUAAGAACAGGCCACGCCCUGGGAGGACACUCUCGAGCUAGGGCCCACCCCUUGCAGCUCUGUUCCCGCCCACUGAGUCCUCGCCCCGCCCCCACCCCGAAGUCCGACACCGCCCCCUCCAGUUGUGUGCAGCCCCAGGCAGCGUGGCCAGUUGGUGCGGCCCCGCCCCCAAGCCUAGCUAGGCCUCGACCCCAGAGCCACACGCCAUCACGGGAAGUCCUCCCUCUCCGAGGUCCAGCCCCACACCCGGGUGUCCAGUCUGGCCGUGGGGGCAAAGGACAGCGCCCAGCAUUUGGUGUAGUCCCGCCCUUCUGCGGGACAGUCCCCUCCCCAGGAAGGUGUGGCUUGCAAUAACCUCCCUCUGUCCCCUUUCAGGCUUCCCAGACACAAUAAAACGUGGGCGCCCCCCAACCUCUCAGAGUCUGACCCUCUACUGCCCUCUCUGCCCCCAGGGCGAGCUCGGGCCCUGCGUGUGCGAACCGGUUCCGAGUCCUUGCCUCGCCCUUUGGGGUCUGAACCUUUCUCUGCCUGUUUACACCUGUCUCAGCCCCUCCCUUCCCCUUCGCUCAUGGCUCCAACCUGGGCCAGGUGGGUCCCGAGCUUCCAAGUGCCCGGCGUCUGGAAGCCCAGAUGAUACCAGGACUUGA
Molecule: messenger RNA, 1477 nt
Organism: Equus caballus (horse)
Lineage: Eukaryota; Metazoa; Chordata; Mammalia; Perissodactyla; Equidae
Gene: TMEM277
Product: transmembrane protein 277
Source: RefSeq, a predicted model, not a curated record